UCAAUGUUGUUUUUAUGUAGCCAACUGUUCCUUUGAUGUCACAUUUGAAACCCUCAUGCCUGUGUUCUAGUUAGGGCCCGAGCACCGAACAGUAGGAGCCAGUGGGAGGCCCUAUUGAACACAGGCAUGAGGGCCUGUAUUCUGUAGCCAACUGUUCCUUUGAUGUCACGUAUGAAACCCAACUUUAAACCCUAUUUAUUGAACUCUGGAGGAGAAAUUUGUCAGUUGAGUUUGAGACGGCGACAGGAUAACAGCUCCAACCUGACCCUUCAUAUUCAACACUGCUACCAGUCCAAGACAGGGAGAAGACAACAGCUCCAAGAAACAUCAAGACUAUUAGAAGACAACGGAUCAUUUUUCUCUACAACACUUACCCUGUACCUGUGUUCAGCCAAGAUGAAGAAGGGACACAACUUAAGAAACGAGUCCGUUGUACAUCAUGUGGAAUCUCCCACCAAAACGAUUGAGUUCCUCCAUGGAGAGAUCAAGGAAAUGGAAUUUGAGGGAAUGGAGCUAGCUCAGGAAAAUGCGGCACUGAAGUGCAUGAUGUCCACAAAUGAUGCUAGGUGGAAGAGGGACAAACAGGCCAUGCAGGAUCAGAUUGAUUCCGCCAAACAGGGGCAGGCCUUUGACUCUGGAAGAGCCAUGCAGACCGAGUUGGAGGACGAGCUCAAGGAGUUGAAGCUGGUGUUGAAGGACAAAGAAAAGUACAUCUACAAAUUGAGUUCUCGUCCUAGAAACGAUCAGAUCGAGAGGGUGAAAAGGGAGCUGAGCGACAAGUGCAACCAGGUCAAGGCGAUGGAGAUUUCCUUUGACAAGAAGAUGAAGCACAUCAUCUCUGAAAAAGAUGCAGUGAAAAGUGAUCUAGAGAGGCAGCUGACUGCUGAAAACUCAGCUCUGGCCAAAGAGAAUACAGCUCUGAAGAAGCAGGCUGCCGAAAACACUGUUGUAGCUGCAGAAAACGCUGCUCUGGCUGCAGAAAACGCUGCUCUGGCUGCAGUGAAAGUUGAUCUAGAGAGGCAGCUAACUGCUGAAAACUCAGCUCUGGCCAAAGAGAAUACAGCUCUGAAGAAGCAGGCUGCCGAAAACACUGCUGUAGCUGCAGAAAACGCUGCUCUGGCUGCAGUGAAAGUUGAUCUAGAGAGGCAGUUGACUGCUGAAAUCUCAGCUCUGGACAAAGAAAAUACUGCACUGAAGAAGCUGGCUGCUGACAACGUAGUUGUAAAGGAGCAUGAGGCCCUGAUACUGAAGAACAUUGAGCUUCAGGAACUCACCUUUGAGACCGACUUGGACAAGAUUGACCAUGUGACCCUCUGGAGGGUCUGA
Messenger RNA from Hippoglossus stenolepis (Pacific halibut), 1326 nucleotides. RefSeq names its product dynactin subunit 1-like. NCBI's taxonomy places the organism in Eukaryota, Metazoa, Chordata, Actinopteri, Pleuronectiformes, Pleuronectidae. The transcript is spliced from 4 exons. The record is from RefSeq and is a predicted model, not a curated record. The coding region runs from base 163 to 1326 and encodes 387 amino acids.